CCGGAGGAGGGCAAGUCGGCGGCAGGGCGAGGAUGGAAGUCCCCGGGACCCGGAGCUGAGCGACGGAGCGCGCGGCGGGCAGGCGCGCCGGAGGAAGGCGAGCUUCGCUGUUCCUCCGGGAGCCCAACACCGUUCCCGCCCGGCCACGAUGAUCCCUCCAAGCGGCGCCCGCGAGGACGGCGUAGAUGGGCUGCCCAAGGAGGCGGCGAGCGCGGAGCAGCCGCCCUCUCCUGCAUCCACCAGCAGCCAGGAAUCCAAGCUCCAGAAACUAAAACGAUCACUUUCUUUCAAGACCAAGAGUUUACGGAGCAAAAGUGCUGACAACUUCUUCCAGCGGACCAACAGCGACGCGAAGCUGCAAGCGGACAUGCAGGCCGAGGUCAGCCCCAGCUCCAGCCCCCUGCCUGCUCCGGGAAGCCUGGCGUCCACGCCCACCAGGGCUGGCCUGCACCCAGGCAGCGGCAAGGCUCAUGCCUUUCAGGAACACAUUUUCAAGAAGCCCACUUUCUGCGACGUCUGCAACCACAUGAUAGUGGGAACAAAUGCCAAGCACGGAUUGCGCUGCAAAGCCUGUAAGAUGAGCAUCCACCACAGGUGCACAGACGGCCUAGCACCCCAGCGGUGCAUGGGCAAGCUGCCAAAGGGGUUUCGGCGUUACUACAGCUCCCCCUUGCUCAUCCAUGAACAGUUUGGAUGCAUUAAAGAAGUUAUGCCCAUUGCCUGUGGCAAUAAGGUGGACCCUGUCUACGAGACCCUUCGCUUUGGCACUUCCCUGGCCCAGAGAACGAAGAAGGGCAGCUCUGGCAGUGGCUCUGAUUCACCUCACAGGACCUCUACUUCAGACCUUGUGGAGGUUCCUGAAGAAACCGAUGGGCCAGGAGACGGGUAUGACCUAAGGAAACGCAGCAACAGCGUGUUUACGUAUCCAGAAAAUGGCACUGACGAUUUCAAAGACCAAGCAAAGAACAUAAACCACCAGGGACCUCUUUCCAAAGACCCAUUACAGAUGAACACCUACGUUGCCUUGUACAAAUUUGUACCACAGGAAAAUGAAGACUUGGAAAUGAGGCCAGGAGACAUAAUUACUCUUCUAGAAGAUUCCAAUGAAGACUGGUGGAAAGGGAAAAUUCAAGACAGGAUCGGCUUCUUUCCAGCCAACUUUGUUCAGAGAGUACAACAAAACGAGAAGAUUUUUAGAUGUGUUAGAACCUUCAUUGGGUGUAAGGAGCAGGGGCAGAUAACACUGAAAGAGAACCAGAUCUGUGUGACUUCAGAAGAAGAACAAGAUGGCUUUAUCAGAGUGCUCAGUGGAAAGAAGAGAGGCCUUGUCCCCCUCGAUGUCCUGGAAAAUAUCUGAUUGCUGACCCCUCCUCCUUGUGCAGCAGGCCAGCUCUGCUGCAGUGCCGUCUGCUCAUCUCACUGUGUCCACCCAGAGGAGCUGUCGCACUGACCUGGCCCCCCCGGAAACAGGGAGACAAGACUGGAGGAUCUGAGACUGUGGAGCAGCAGCCACACAGCAGAGGGCCCAUCACAAAGCGCAUCCUGGCUGCUAGAGGUGGGGAUGAGGCUGAGAUUUGGCCAGCAUACCUGGGGGGCAGCAGGGCCCUAGGCCACAGCUGCCCCAGGACUCAGCUCCUUCCCUGCCCGGGUGGUGUAAGUCAACCAGCUGGAGUGCUCCAGUCUAUGGUGUGGCCCCAGCGCGAGGUUCAGUUCUGUGUAACCAAGUGUUGUUCUGGUUCCAGACCUUUGUCCCCAGUACUGCCCAAUCAGCAUCAUCAUACUUCAGACUCCAAGCAGUCAGUCUCUCUGCGGAGACUCCAGCUCCCAGCUGGUUACCAAUAGAGGUAACCAGAUCUGAGGCACAGAUAGAAGCAGCGAGGAGCAUUGGGGGUAGGGGGGACAAAAAUCCCUUAUUUAUUGAGGAUGACACAGUCCUUUCAGUUAUGAAGUCCUUUCCCAAAGGAUAGGGAGCUGGGAGAGAGAAUGUGGAGAAAAGCAUCCAUUUUCAUUUUACAGCCUCUAUAU
Urocitellus parryii (Arctic ground squirrel) is the source of this 2025-nucleotide messenger RNA. RefSeq names its product SH3 and cysteine rich domain (gene Stac). NCBI's taxonomy places the organism in Eukaryota, Metazoa, Chordata, Mammalia, Rodentia, Sciuridae. Gene Ontology annotation, molecular function: transmembrane transporter binding. The record is from RefSeq and is a predicted model, not a curated record. Gene Ontology annotation, biological process: positive regulation of protein localization to plasma membrane; skeletal muscle contraction; positive regulation of voltage-gated calcium channel activity.